GGGAAGGGGAGGAGGGCUCAGCUUCUCAGCCCAGGACAGUGGCGUAGGAAUGGGAGGAAUGGGAGGAAUGGGAGGAAUGGGGGGGAUGGGGGGGAUGGCAGGGAUGGGAGGAGGAGUGCAAGGAGGAGUGGGAGGAGGGAUAGGAGGGAGAGGUGGUGAUGAUGAUGACAUCUACAGUGGGUUUAAUGACAACGACGACGACGAACUCAUCUAUGGAGGGCCUGGCGGCACCAGAGCAGAGUUAACUUCACUGUUCACAGUGAAGCUAACAGUGAAGUUAACAGUGAAGGUAACAGCGAUUCAGAAGUCAACAGCAAAGGUAACAGUGAAGUUAACAGAGAAGGUAACAGUGAAGGUAACAGUGAAGUUAACCGUGAAAUUAACAGUGAAGGUAACAGUGAAGGUAACAGUGAAGGUAACAGUGAAGGGGAACAGUGAAGACGGCGACAUCAGUGAGGUCGUCCUCGCAUCACUGCACGCGGAUAAGCAAAUAGCGUCCUGCGAGCUGUCACAGCGUCCUUCGUCGCACCAACCCCGUGCUCGUCACGAGUCACAUUUUGGUAGUGUGCUGUUGUGUCGCCUAAGUCUGUUGCCCGAGGUGAAGGCAAUGUCUUCUACACCCUGUGUGGCGAUGGGGAAUGUCGGUGAUGACGAGCGUGCGAAGCUGUCGACAGCGGAAAGGACAGCGGUUGCCGCGGCCGUUACCGUUGUUCUUCUGCGCUGCCAGAUGGAGAGCACUGCGGGAAGAAUGAACGCGCAGCUUUGCGCACGGAGGAGGAAGGCGAUGCAGUCAUUGGCGGCGGAAGGGCUGGACACCGCUGCCAUCUGCGACGCCGUCUUCCAGGUGUGCUGCGCAAUGGGUUGUGGCGUUCUGCCUAGAGCCACGCCCAGGUGGUGGAUGAAAAGGAGGACGGGGGGGACGUGGGAGGAUCUGCGUGAUGCCGCCGACGCCACGGAAGACUACUUCCGCCAGAAGCUACAUAUGUCGGAGAAGCUACAUAUGUCGCCCCGUGUCUUCCGUGAGAUUGCGGAGAGCACCAAACAGAUGACUACAGCGCACCUUCAGCAAACGGCAAAGCAGACGGCUACUUGUCUCUUAUACACAUCUAGAUGUGUAUAAGAGACAGAUCUAGAACUGUCCUCGGAAGACGUCGGCCAUGACUACAGCGCACCUUCAGCAAACGGAAAAGCAGACGGCAGCAAAUAGCCGAC
This is a messenger RNA of Chara braunii, 1212 nucleotides long. The record is from the annotation of a GenBank genome assembly. Lineage: Eukaryota; Viridiplantae; Streptophyta; Charophyceae; Charales; Characeae.